Xylona heveae TC161 is the source of this 1670-nucleotide messenger RNA. RefSeq lists its product as hypothetical. Lineage: Eukaryota; Fungi; Ascomycota; Xylonomycetes; Xylonales; Xylonaceae. The record is from RefSeq and is a predicted model, not a curated record. The transcript has 2 exons. Bases 75 to 1340 code for a protein of 421 amino acids. Gene Ontology annotation, cellular component: COP9 signalosome; cytosol.
UAUCAAGAAGCUCUCAAUUUCAGGGAGGCCGAUGACCGACGAAGCGGCUUCAGUGGAACUGUAUUGCAAGCAGAAUGGCUUCAACAGACAUUCUAACAGCUUUGGCAGAGCUUGAAUCAAGCCCUCAACCGCAACACAACAAAGCAUCUGGCUAUAACGAACUACUUCAGAAGAUCGUAAACGGCCCGUCAGCGCAGCUUUCCGCAAACCUCAUUGCAUUUCUCGACUCAAUACUUGGAGAAACCGUCGGUGUAGUUGUUUCUAGACAAUUAUUAAUUUCAUUGGUUCUCGUUCUUAAGGAUCUACCAAGCGCCGAAGUCAAAAUAGAAGUCUGCCAGCAUGCUCUCCAAGCUCUACAACCCCGGGUCGUUUCAUUCGAGGAGCAAGACGCAGCUAUAAGGGAGAUUGUGGCGGAUGCAUACGAGCAACAAGAGGACUACACUUCAGCAGCAAAGGCGCUGCAAGGCAUCCAGCUUGAUUCCUCUCAACGAAUGAUAUCAGACACAGCCAAAGUCAAGCUCUGGAUCAGAAUCGUGCGUCUCUUUCUCGAAGAAGAUGACACAACCAGUGCCGAGACAUACCUUAAUCGAGCAAAGACUCUACUCUACAAGGUCGAGGAUCAGGAGAUUAGAUUGAUGUUUCAGCUUUCGCAGGCUAGAAUUCUUGACGCUGGCCGUAAAUUUCUCGACGCAUGCCGAAUUUACCAUGAGUUCAGCUUCUCUCUAAUUAUCGCCGAGGAAGAGAAGAUGCGCGCCCUCUCUGCUGCAAUUAUCUGUGCUGUCCUUGGUCCCGCUGGCCCUCAAAGAUCUCGGAUACUGUCCCAGUUGUAUCGAGACGAGCGAGCGUCGCAGGUUGAGGAAUUCGGCAUCCUGGAGAAGAUGUUCCUGGACCGCUUACUAUCACCUGCUGAGGUUAAGCAAUUUGCAGAUAAACUCGCACCACAUCAGCUAGCACAGACGGCGGACGGAUCAACAGUUCUUACCAAGGCGGUCAUUGAGCAUAACCUGCUGGGGGCUUCAAGAUUGUAUAGUAACAUUGGAAUGGAAGAUCUUGGCGGGCUGCUUGGAUUGGAGGGAGAAAAGGCCGGAGAGUACGCCGCCGCGAUGAUUGAGCAAGGGCGCCUAGCAGGAAGGAUUGAUCAGAUUGAUCGCUUGAUCUACUUUGAUGGUGGUGAGGGAAGUGGAGAAAGAACAAGCGCAGGGCAGGCGGAUAGAAUUGUGGGUAAUGAGUUACGAAAAUGGGACGCCAACGUGCGGGGUCUCACUGAAGAGGUGGAAAAGGUCACCACGUUGAUUCAAAAUCAUUACCCGGACUUCGUUGCAGCAAAUCUUGUCCAUUGACGUUAAUCUACGCCUAUAAUAAUAGUGUUGUGCAAAACAACCUCAUGAAGUCUAGAACGCAUCUUCAAACGACCUAAGGAGUUAUUUGGUAUUUGUUUAUUCGAAGUCUCACGCCUCGAGCGCAUUAUAACAGGAAGCCAUGUCUCAGUUAGCGAACGUUUUCUUUCUAAAACAGUCACGGUCAGCCUCUAGUGACCAUCAUACAAUCUGUUUAAUGAAAAGCCAUCAUGUUAUUUGUCUUUACUUGAACCAUGAGAAAGAAGAAUCAAAGCACAUAUUUUGAUUGUCAAAGCAUUUCGAAUCUACUAUGCUUCCCUAAUAUCUAAACGU